CAAACGGAAACCCCAUCCCUGAAUACCCCUUCCUUUUGUAGAGUGAAAUGUGCUUUUGAGCAUCGUCGAACAAUAGUCGAAUAUAGAUUCGUCUUUUCGUCGAAAGAACAGACCGUGUCACGAACAGAGUGCUUCGAGAUCUUCGCAACGGGACACUCUCGGCAGCGCGUCUCUUCCUCGCGUCUCCCCACCAUUUGAUCGCUCUACUUCUACCUCGUUCCUUGCCCUGCACCACACUUCGAAACAAGGUCAUCAAGCACGAUGGCAAGGCAAAGAAAGAGUAUGCCUCUUGCUAGGCUCUCGUCGGGAUCGACGAGCUCGUCUUCAGCUGCGUCGAACAUCGAGGUCGGUGGGAGCGCGCGCGAGGGCUCGCUUUCGUCUGCUGCUCUCGCUCUCACGUCCACGCCCCCUACCAGUGUCUCCGAGCAAGACCAGGCCAGCUCAGCACUUGACAAGGAAGACACAAACGCGACAAUUAUUGCAGACAUGACACGUAGAUCAUCGCGCCGCAAGUCUGGUCCCGCAUCAUACAACCUGGGUCUUCUAUCUGGCGUGCGUCGUACUUCUGCCGGUAUCGAAAUGGCUCAAGAAAAGGCCAUUCGUGACUUCUCUGGAGCUACUCUUGUCGACGACGCCCCCGAGCCUUCAUCCAGCACCCCUCAUCGCCAGCUGUUGAACGACGGUGUCAAGGCUUUGAACAUGGACUGGGAGAUGGACAACUUGCCCGGCGAUGGCGAUGUUGAUCUACCUGCUAGGAAGAAGCGCCGUCACAGGUCUUCGAUCGACAUGUUGAUCGAGACGACCGGUCGCGCGAUGGGUAGAAUGAAGAGCGUACUCGGCAAGCGCGACAGGGAGAUUAGCGAAAGCGAUAACUCCGGUCGCAGACAAAGUCGCCGACUACUUGCCAUUGAGGCGCCCAAGGAUGUGGAAGAGGAGGUAAAGCAGGAGGACAACACAGUCGAGGAGCAAGCAGAGCGUGUCGAAAGACCCAGCAAGCUCGCACGCCUUUCCUCGAGCUUCAGCAUCACCAUGCCGCAAGUCUUCUCAUCGAAGCCUAAGAAGCCCACCAAGCGCUACGAGUCACAAGGUCUCUAUGCCGGCCAAACCAUCUCAAGCUAUGACGACCAAUCAAUCCCCAAGCCUACAAGAAAGCCCACCGGCAAGGCCCGCCCUGUGUCAACAUCCUUCCUUCCCGAUGCCACAAGAACUGAGAGCCGCGGUAGUCUCGUGGCUUUACCCAUGUUCUCUUAUCUAGAGAGAGAAAGACCCUUCACCAUCCCCUACGACGUCUUUGCUCCUGUGCACCAUCAACGUGGUGAGGAGAAGCCAAAGGACUGGGGCAAGGUCCACAAGAACCGUCUGGUCGGCGACGCUCAGCAUUACUGGAGGAAACCAUACUUUGAGCGAUCUCUGUGUAUCUGUACGCCGCCAGUCCCUGGCUCUUCAGAACCUGGAUGCGGCGAACACUGCCUUAACCGCGCCAUGGAUUACGAGUGUGAUUCCAACAAUUGCGCCCUUGGAGACCAGUGCACCAACCGCGACUUUGCAGGCCUUGGUGUCCGCAUGGAGCGCGCAAACAAGGCUGAUAAGAAGUCGGCAUCAUACCUCUUCAACGCCGGAGUAGAGGUUGUCAAGACUCAAGACAGAGGCUUUGGUGUUCGCGCAUGCAGAUCCUACGAGCCCAAUCAGAUCAUUACUGAGUACACUGGUGAAAUCAUCACACCCAACGAGGCUGGCAGAAGAAUCCGCGAGGAUUAUAAGGACAAGGCCGACUACUACCAGAUGGAAUUCGACCAAGGCAUGAUUCUUGAUGCUACCAAGGGUUCCAUCGCACGUUUUGUCAACCACUCUUGCGAGCCCAACUGCAGGAUGCUCAAGCGAUUCGUCAGCGGUCAGCCCCGCAUGGCACUGUUUGCAGGUGAUCGCGGCAUCCUGACCGGCGAGGAAUUGACCUACGACUACAACUUCGAUCCCUACUCCGUUAAGAACGUUCAGGAGUGCCGUUGUGGAGCAACCAACUGCCGUGGUGUCUUGGGUCCUAGACCGAAGGAUGCCAACAAGCCAGUAACCAAAAAGGAGAAGGAGGGUAUGGCUGCUGGUAUGAAGCGCAAGGUCGGCGAGUUCUUCGGCACUACACCUACUGUUGAAGUGGACCAGGGCCUGUUUAAGAAGCGCAAGGUCCCUCAAAUGUCCAAGGGUUGGGUGUACGUCGACGACUCGAUCGAGCAGACCAGAAUCGAGGAGGCUCGCAAGGACAAGGAAAUCGCACGCCUUCAAAAGGAAGGUAUCCUGCCUGCAGACCUCCAAGUCAAGAAGACGACUACCACGACCGCUGUCACCAAGGACAAGAACGGAGCUAGACGGUUCGUUCAGAAAGUCACUACCAGAAUGACUGGACACAGACCCAAGGCCACCCCUGAGGCUCCCUCCAAGAAGAUUCAAAAGCUUGGAAGACUGUCGUCCAUCAAGCAAAAGGAGAGUCCUGCUGCCAAGGUCAAGAAUGCAGGUGCUGGUAGCUCUCAGGUCACCAAGUCGGCUCGUCGUAGCAUUGACAACAGAAGCAUACCCAAGGGCUCGAUGAAAGUCAGACCUUUGACAAAGGAUGCAACCAAGAUGGCUCGCACCAUGAGAGCCGUCAACGCGGACGAGUGAUUUUAAGGGGGGUCGGAAUUUGGGAACGGAUGGUAUACCUGGACGGCGUCACAUCACAAAUGAGGAGUUUUCAGGCACGCACUUUGGGUAUUCUUUGUGGUUUAACACAAAGGUUUUAUCAUGUCUUUUAAUUGCACGAUUUGAUCUCUUUUCUAUCAAUCGAAGUUGUUUCUUCC
Molecule: messenger RNA, 2828 nt
Organism: Aureobasidium pullulans EXF-150
Lineage: Eukaryota; Fungi; Ascomycota; Dothideomycetes; Dothideales; Saccotheciaceae
Product: SET domain-containing protein
Exons: 3
Coding region: 262-2652 (796 amino acids)
Biological process (GO): regulation of DNA-templated transcription
Cellular component (GO): nucleus; chromatin
Molecular function (GO): histone H3K36 methyltransferase activity; protein binding
Source: RefSeq, a predicted model, not a curated record